This is a messenger RNA of Necator americanus (New World hookworm), 498 nucleotides long. RefSeq lists its product as uncharacterized. NCBI's taxonomy places the organism in Eukaryota, Metazoa, Nematoda, Chromadorea, Rhabditida, Ancylostomatidae. The record is from RefSeq and is a predicted model, not a curated record. Bases 1 to 498 code for a protein of 165 amino acids. The transcript has 3 exons.
AUGCUUCGGGAACGUUGCAAACCAUACACCUUUCCCAGCCGUGUGACGCAAGAUUGCCAUAUAAUGCGAAAAGAUGUCCAGAACAUGGCCAAAGAGCACAACAUGAAAGAUUAUAUCUGUGUGCAGCUUGCUGCAUUGCAAAAGACCCACAUCAGAGACCGGCCCGUAACUAUUAGCGGAGGUUACACCAUCUAUGCUGAUGAAAAAAGGAGAGUGAUCGAAGUGUGGCAGCAGUACUUGGAGCCUCUGCAGUUAGCUUCUCUGGUCUUCAAGGCCCUUUUCGACUCUCUUCUUCUCGAUGCGUUUCGUGCCGAUGGGAUUCCAGGAAAAUCCGUUCGCCUAAUUAAUGACAUCGAUAGAAGAACAACAGCUGCCGAAUGUGCAACAUCAUUUAAGGUCGUAACAGGAUUAAAAGAAGGAGCAGUGGCAGGACCAUUCCUAUUCAAUUUUGCAAUCGAGGAAAACAUGGGAAGAACAGUGAAUCCCCGUGAAUUGUGA